AUGACUACUCCCACCGCUGCUGUGUGUGCGGACCAGCCAGACGAUUCUUCAUCCACCCUGGACCUGGAAGCCGAUAAAGAGACCCCCAAUGACCAGGUGCGAAGCACUGCCAGAUCCCAGCGAAUCACCUUCGACGGUCCCAAUGUACAUGACGGCACUCGGUCUAUAUACUCCCCUGGCGACAAACGUUCCCGCAGUCGAGAUACCAUUCGCAGCACUCGCAGUAUUCCCCAGUCCCCAACGGCAGCUGGAAUCCCAAUCGAGUUCCGUACCCUUUCGUUUCAAAUCUCCGAAUCCCAGGCAGCCCCAGAACAUGACUAUUUCGAAAGUCUGGACUUCCAUGUACUUGCUAUCGACCGGUUGUGCCAGCAGUUCAAUGUUGACGCAGGCCGUGGUUUGAGUACUGACGCGGCAGCUACUCGUCUUCAACGCGACGGGAAGAACAUCAUCGCACACCAUGGGGAGAAUUAUGUGAAGAAGAUCCUUGGCUAUGUCUUUGGUGGCUUCUGCUCGGUCCUCUGGAUCGGCGUGAUCAUCUUCUUCAUAUGCUGGAAACCGCUCAGCAAUCCUCCCUCAGUCACAAACCUGGCCAUGGCCAUCCUGGUCAUCAUCGUCAUUAUCCUGCAAGCAUCGUUUUCCGCCUUCCAGGAUUGGUCGACAUCGCGCGUGAUGAAAUCGAUCCUGGGCCUCCUGCCAGCGGAGGCUCUUGUUCUCCGCGAAGGUAACUUGAUUAAGCUGCCAGCUACUGACCUUGUUGCGGGAGACGUCGUUCAAAUCUCCAUUGGCAACAAGGUGCCGGCUGACAUGCGCAUCAUCAAAAGCUCGGGGGAUGUUCGAUUCGAUCGGUCCAUUCUGACGGGAGAGUCCGAUGAAGUCGAGGGUGCCACCGACGCUACCGACCAAAACUUCCUUGAGACCCGCAAUAUCGCCUUCAUGGGCACCGGGGUCACUAAUGGCAAUGCUGUUGGCGUUGUUGUCCUGACUGGGAGUCGCUCCGUCAUGGGUCGCUUGGCGUCCAUCACGGCAGACGUGAAGGAGAAGCCAACGCUCAUCCAGAAGGAGAUCACACGCUUCGUACGGAUCAUUGUAGUGCUCACUGUCAUCCUAGCGGCCGUCAUCCUAUUCAGCUGGGUGGGCUGGCUGCGAGUUGACCACCCACAAUUCAUGAGCGUUGUUGAGAUGUUGAACGAUGUUAUGGGCUGCGUGGUCGCCUUCAUUCCCGAGGGUAUGCCGGUCGGCGUUGCCCUCACCUUGAUGAUCGUCGCAAAGAGGAUGAAGGCGAACAACAUCCUGCCCAAGGGACUGGCGACAGUGGAAACCCUUGGCUGCGUCAACGUGAUCUGCUCAGACAAAACGGGGACACUGACCCAGAACAAGAUGUUUGUGCAGUCGGUGGGCCUCGUUGACCAAGAAUUCUUUGUUGAGGAUCUGGUGACCGCACAGCAGAAGUCGAUUCCCCUUCCAGAACCUCUUGAGCCCCUCUUGCGAGGCUCCAAGCUCUGCAACGAUGCCUUCUUUGACCAAGAAACAUUGGCCUUGCCAAUUCCUGAACGCGUCGUAAAUGGCAAUGCGACCGACGCGGCUGUUUUGCGUUUGGCCGAGAUGCUCAGAGCAGAUGGACAGACUGACCUUCAUAAUUACCAACGCACCCAUCAAAUCCCCUUUAACUCGAAAAACAAGUGGAUGCUUACUGUGCACCAAAAUCCGUCCUCCUCGACCCACAGCCUCAUCUAUGUCAAAGGUGCCCCGGAUGUACUUCUGCCCAAGUGUACUUCAUACUGGUCCAAGGACGGUGUGGCCAAACCUCUGGAUGCUGCUGCGAAGGAUAUGUUUACUGCAUUCCAACAAAAGCUCUCCCGCCGUGCCCAGCGAGUCAUUGUUCUUUGCCAACGAGAAUAUGCGUCGACUGCGGCGGUGGGUACGAACCAGUUCAAUGAUGAGCUGCUAGCCAAUGGCGUGCAAGACUUGACAAUUAUCGGCAUCUUUGGUAUUAUCGACCCUCCCCGUCCAGAAAUUCCUGAAACGGUGGCGGCCUGUCGAGGCGCUGGCAUUCGUUUCUUCAUGGUGACCGGUGACUUUGGUCUGACUGCUGCGGCAAUUGCCCGAGACAUCGGUAUUUUUACCGGAACUGCUGAGCCGGAUACCGUCGCGGACCUGGCGUCACCCGCAGUCGCAGCGCCAGCUGAGAAGCAUGAGGGAAGGUCGAGACGCAGUCUCAUGGUAGAAGGGUCGCAGAUUUCGACUUUUAACGAAGACCAGUGGAAUGCAAUUUGCCAGUAUGAGGAUAUUGUCUUCGCCCGGACCACUCCGGAGCAAAAGCUGCGUAUCGUUGAGGAGCUCAAGUCUCGAGACAACGUGGUGGCCGUGACGGGCGACGGUGUCAACGAUGCCCCCGCCUUGCGCGCAGCAGAUAUUGGAAUUGCCGUUGUUUCAGGAAGCGAUGUUGCCAUCGAAGCGGCGGACCUGGUCUUGUUGGACAAGUUCGAUUCCAUUGUGGAGGCGAUACGGCUGGGUCGCCUAGUCUUCCAGAACCUCCAGAAGGUCAUCGCUUAUCUGCUUCCGGCAGGCAGUUGGUCUGAAAUCUGGCCAGUGAUCAUGAAUGUCUUCUUCGGCGUACCGUUGCCGCUGAGCUCCUUCCUAAUGAUUAUCAUCUGUGUGUUCACAGAUCUGUUCUUGUCGCUGUCGCUCAUCAUGGAGAAGGAAGAGUUCGACCUGCUUAGCCUCCCACCUCGCAACCACAAAACCGACCACCUCAUUAACCUCCGUAUCUACGGACAAUCCUACCUAUUCGUGGGAGUUAUGGAAGCCUUUUGUGCCCAUAGCAUGUUCUUCCUGUACAUGUACAAGAAAGCCGGCAUCCCUUUUCACGCCCUGGUAUUCGCAUUCGAGAAAUACUCUGACGGCUUCUACGGCUACACAGAGGCCGAGCUGACGCACUUCAACAAUGUCGGACAGAGCGUAUAUUUCGUCACGCUGGUCAUCCUGCAAUGGGGCAAUAUCCUCUCCGUCCGGAGCAAGCGCAUGUCCAUCCUGCAAGCCGAUCCUAUACGCGCUAAACGCCGGAAUCCAUGGCUGCCUCUGGCUAUGCUCGUGUCCUUGGUGAUUGCUAUUUUCGUUACGGAGGAGCCUGGUCUGCAGUCACUUUUCAAUACUGCAUCCAUUCCGUUGGAAUAUUGGUUCAUUCCAUUGGGUCUGGCGAUUGGCGUCCUGGUCAUGGAUGAGUUGCGGAAGGUGUUGGUCCGCGUGUUUCCGCGGGGACCUGUUGCGAAGAUCGCGUGGUGA
Molecule: messenger RNA, 3282 nt
Organism: Aspergillus neoniger CBS 115656
Lineage: Eukaryota; Fungi; Ascomycota; Eurotiomycetes; Eurotiales; Aspergillaceae
Product: cation-translocating P-type ATPase
Exons: 2
Coding region: 1-3282 (1093 amino acids)
Biological process (GO): intracellular sodium ion homeostasis; potassium ion import across plasma membrane; sodium ion export across plasma membrane
Cellular component (GO): membrane
Molecular function (GO): ATP hydrolysis activity; ATP binding; P-type sodium:potassium-exchanging transporter activity
Source: RefSeq, a predicted model, not a curated record